Messenger RNA from Cylicocyclus nassatus, 1221 nucleotides. Lineage: Eukaryota; Metazoa; Nematoda; Chromadorea; Rhabditida; Strongylidae. The record is from the annotation of a GenBank genome assembly.
AUGAUUGUCGCCGCUGCUGCCUAUUUGGUAGUACCUUGGCUAAUUAAGAAUGUAGUAGACCAAGUAUUAGAUGAAAAGAAUAUGUUUAUGUUGAACCUUAUUGUAGGUGCUAUUAUACUGAUUUUCCUAAUUCGUGGCUUUGCUACCUAUGGUCAAACCUAUAAUAUGUCCUACAUCGGACAGCGCGUGAUUAUCGAUGUACGUGAGGCUAUUUUUAAUCACUUACAAAGAUUAAGCUUAUCCUAUUUUGAUCGUCGUAAGACGGGCGUUAUCAUGAGUAAUCUUACAAAUGACGUAGCUGCACUGCAAACGGCUGUGGUAGAUAACUUGAUUUCUUUUAUUACGGAAUCUGUAACACUUAUUGGUUCCUUGGUAUCCAUGCUUCUCAUUGACUGGAAACUGACGUUAGUUACUUUUAUUACGGUUCCCGUAGUCUUAGUGAUUAUUAAUGUUUUUGGUAAAAAGCUUAGAGUGGCAGGGCACGAUGUUCAAGGGCGUAUAGCCGAUAUUACGGCACUUUUGCAAGAAGUAAUCAGUGCAGUUCGCGUUGUAAAGUCCUUCGCUCGUGAAGAUUUUGAGCGCAAGCGCUUUGAAGAUGAAAACGACCGCAACUUUAAGGCGGUCAUUAAAGCUACUAAAUUAACUAGUUUGUUAAGCCCAAUGGUUGAGCUUUCUGCGGCAAUUGCUGUAGCGGUCAUCCUUUGGUACGGUGGUUACUCCGUAGCUGGUGAAAGUGUAGCCCUCGUUGGCCCCUCCGGUGCAGGUAAGACAACUCUCGCUAACCUACUACCUCGUUUCUAUGAUGUAACAGGUGGUUCUAUUGCAAUAGAUGGUUAUAACGUGAAAGAUGUUACUUUUAAAUCCUUGCGUGAACAAAUUGGUCUUGUACCACAAGAAACCGUUUUAUUCAAUGCUACUAUCAAAGAGAACAUCUUGUAUGGUCGUUUAGAUGCCUCCGAUGAAGAAGUAUAUGAAGCGGCUAAAGCGGCUAACGUACUUGAGUUCGUUGAGAAGAUGCCUGAUGGUCUUGAUACGAUUGUAGGUGAACGAGGUAGUUCGCUAUCUGGUGGUCAACGUCAACGCAUUGCUAUCGCACGUGCUAUUUUAAAAGAUCCUCGAAUUCUAAUUCUAGAUGAAGCUACAUCUGCUUUAGAUACUGAGAGUGAAAAGCUUGUACAAGAGGCGUUAGAUCGUCUCAUGAAAGGGAGUACUCUGCGUUGA